ACUUUAUUUUGCUCAUGUUGAACUUUCCCUCCUAAUUUGAACUUCAGUCUUUCUCAGUGAGCAGCCGUGAACUCGAUUUUCCUCUGAAUCCACUCUGAAUCCCUUUCAUUGAUAUACUUUUUUUAGGAACACUUUAUCCUCCUUUUUUUCUCUUUCAUUUAUACCUUUAUAACUUUAUACUUUAUAUGGCAGAACACAUUUUCAUCACAGAAAAGAUAAGUCGAGCUGAGAUGGCCUAUGAAAGAUGUCCUACUCUGUUCCUCGCCCUCCUGCUCUGCUUGUCCCCAUGGCCUGCCUCUGGAGGUCCAGAAACAUUUCAUCUAACCAAUAAUGGUGAAACUUGCGUUGAUGAAUGUCAGUAUUAUGAGGCUAAGGCAUACUACUGGUGCAAAACUGCUAUCGGCUGGGGUUACUGCUCUCCUCAGCAAGACGAGACCUACAAAGGUGUAAAUUGUCGGUCAGAUCAUAAAUGUGGACAUUAUGGCUAUGCGUAUAGCUGGUGCUACACAACAAACAACGGAGACUAUGACUACUGUGGACUUGUGGUUCCUAGAAUAUGUCAAGAAGAAGUCGCUCAGCUAACCUAUAGCUUGGAAAACUGCAUUGAUAACUGCACGUAUUCCAAUAACUACUUCUGGUGCCAUACUAAAAACAGCUGGGGCUACUGCUCUCCUAGUCAUGACCUCACCUACACGGGCACACCUUGUCGGUCAGGUCAUGAAUGUGGGAGCCAUGGCUAUAGCUAUAGCUGGUGCUACACAACAGACAACAAUGACUAUGACUACUGUGGACAAAUUCUAUCCCUCCGGACAUGUCAUGAUGUUUCUCGCUUCAAACGAGCAACAGACAUGAGGGAAAACUGCAUUAUAGAGGGAAGCGAUUACACAGUAGAGCCAACGGAUAAAAUAAUGAAACCCACUAAUAAUUCGUAUAAUGACGCAUUGAAUUUAAUCGAAGAAUGCAAUGACUUUGCUUUGGGUUGCCAGGGAAGAUCUAAUUUGCGGAGAUCAAAGUCUCUUCGCAUUGACAACCAGGGGAUGACAUCUGACGGAUAUAUCAACCUGCAAAUCCAGCAUAAUGUCCAACGAAGCUCAGAUCGGAGCACCACACUGGCUCAGAUCCUAGUUCCCAUUGAUACCUCAGUCUUGGAGAUACGCUCUGCCUUUAGAGUGAGCUUAGAUCGUAGGGCAAAGGUCCAAAAGAUAACGAAAAUUUCCAAAGCAUCAGCAUAAUUUGCCCUUGCCUAGUACAUUUCCAGGACAAGCUGCCCACCUAUCACCAUCUUUGAAAGUACAAUGCUGCCACCUUUUGUGGAUGAGAACCCUAGUAGUGGGAAAUCUGGCUCGUCUGGCAUAGCGGUUAAUCUAUCUCAGCGCAAAUACCACUAAUUGGGAAAAGAUCCGGUGGUCGUAUCCGGUCAAAAUAUGCGGUAUCCGCAAGGCCACAAAGCAAUUAAAAGCAGAGCAACGAGUUCCAACAACUGCAGUCGCCAUAAUUUCUCCCUCCAUGAUGCUUGUAUGUGACACCCUACAAUAACCUGCCAAAAUAUGCGUGAAUGCUGAUUCUAAUGUGAAUCAAUGUACAACCAUGUUAUUCUGAAUCCAGAAACACAAAAAGCAUAAAUACAGCUCAUCUUCAUGCAGAACUAAUGCUUUGCUGUUAAACUUAAUUAAACUGAACAGGCUUCUGUAACUUGCCUUAUGUUAUCCUAAUAUGUGUUGAUCCUUGUAUGUUAUUUGCUGUAAUUAUCGGCGAUCGCACACUGUAUCAGUGCGGUGUCACUAUGUAAUAAAAUCCACAUGUAAUCCAAUGUGACCUCAUGUAUCACAAACUGAAAUGUAUUCAUAUCCAACAUGGAGGGACUUCUUUCUCUCUCUGGCCAAGAGCUCUUUUUGCUGUCCUUGCUUAUUUUCCCCUGGGGCGCCCGCUGUCUACAACUUACUACCUACUCUGCUAUCCUGCUCCAUCUGGACUCACCACUAUGAACACUGUGCGUGGGAGGCUACCCGUGUGCCAACCUCUCUGGCGUUGAAGCGCGUAAUUCGAUUUUGGGCCAUCAGAUUAUAAUCUCUGUUUUAUCUUCCUUUAUCUUAUUUUAUGUAAUUUUUGUAUCAAUGUUACACCACUUUAUUGGAGCCAUUUUUAUAAUACUCUUUUGAAUUGAAAAGUAAAAGAAAACCAAAGAAAAAGUGAAA
Molecule: messenger RNA, 2195 nt
Organism: Gadus macrocephalus (Pacific cod)
Lineage: Eukaryota; Metazoa; Chordata; Actinopteri; Gadiformes; Gadidae
Exons: 2
Coding region: 186-1232 (348 amino acids)
Source: RefSeq, a predicted model, not a curated record